Molecule: messenger RNA, 282 nt
Organism: Babesia bigemina
Lineage: Eukaryota; Apicomplexa; Aconoidasida; Piroplasmida; Babesiidae
Exons: 1
Coding region: 1-282 (93 amino acids)
Biological process (GO): microtubule nucleation by interphase microtubule organizing center; gamma-tubulin complex localization; mitotic spindle assembly
Cellular component (GO): spindle; centrosome; interphase microtubule organizing center
Source: RefSeq, a predicted model, not a curated record
AUGGUUCCUAGAUCUGGGAAGCGGCAGGAGUCGUUCGCGACCGCGGAAUCCGACGUGAGCCGCGAUGACGAUGACGGCGGCAUUAAGGAGGAAGGCAUGGACAUCAUAUUCGAGAUUUCCAGAAUACUGAACACCGGGUUGGAUAGGGAAACCGUGUCUAUCCUCGUCGGACUGUGCGAGAAGGGCGUGGAUCCGACGGUGCUGGCCUACGUCGUCAAGCACCUCAAGGAAGCCAGAAAGGACUUCCUGUCGAAACUGGUGUCACACAAGCCGCCCAUUUGA